This is a messenger RNA of Sclerotinia sclerotiorum 1980 UF-70, 1284 nucleotides long. RefSeq lists its product as hypothetical. Gene Ontology annotation, molecular function: SUMO ligase activity; zinc ion binding. Bases 1 to 1284 code for a protein of 427 amino acids. The record is from RefSeq and is a predicted model, not a curated record. Gene Ontology annotation, cellular component: nucleus; Smc5-Smc6 complex. The transcript has 2 exons. Gene Ontology annotation, biological process: protein sumoylation; double-strand break repair via homologous recombination. NCBI's taxonomy places the organism in Eukaryota, Fungi, Ascomycota, Leotiomycetes, Helotiales, Sclerotiniaceae.
AUGUCUGUUCUGAGACGUCUUCAGACGGGCGCUGAGCGCAAUGCUCCACAAUCAUCCCCAGCACCAGUCAGAUCCGGUCCUUCUCAUCAAAAUGAGCCAAGCUCCUUACCUGAAUACACUCCACCAACAUGUCCUCUUUCCACAAAUGCCCAACGUGCCAUUGCCAAUAUUCGCACGCUUCAUAAUACUACUAAGCUAAAGAAACAUCUCAGCGCUGCUAUCAAAAAUAUCACAGACACAACUGUUGCCAAUAACGAUAGAUUAUGGGAGCGUAAACGGCAAGUAGAAAAAAAUGCGCGGAAGAGAGAGAGGGAUGGACAACAAGAUGAGGAGAUGCCUUCGGAGCACAAAGAUUUGGAAAUUCACACGAGACAUAUGGCGAAGAAGGUUAAGGCUUGGACAGAGCAGGCGGAGAUAGCCAUGAGGAUCUUGAUUGAUAAGGGCGAUGAGGUGGAGAGGAACGAUAUGGUUAUUAGAGAUGUUUGUGAUAAAUUAGUUGAGGCUAACCCUCCUCCUUCAAAUCGGAGAAUCAGAGGCCAGGAAUAUGAGGAAGAAGCGAAGCAGGACGGGGAGGUCAUCAGUGCGGUGGAAUUGUUGGAUCAGAUCAAGGAGGAGUAUAAGACGAAAUAUGAGGCGGAAACUAUGACGAAAAGAUAUGCCUCUCACAACGAUUACAAGAGCUUCAAGCGUGUAGUCCACGAUUCCCUCUACCCAGACCAAGACGUACCGCUUGCUAAAGAAUCCACAUGGUUCCCUUCCGACCGCUCACAUCCUUCUGCCCAAGAAGACCACCGAGGUGAAGACGAAUCCUCUGACGAUGAAAUUGUCAUUGAAAAAAUCGUCAAAGAUCUCAAAUGUCCCCUCACCUUCGCCACUUUCCGCGAACCAUACACCAAUAACAAGUGCAACCAUAGUUUUGAGAAGGAAGCAAUCGUUGAGUAUCAUAGGAAAAACGCGACGAUUCAUAAAGGGGAAAGGGUGAUUAAGUGUCCGGCAAUGGGAUGUGAAAAUUUUAUUGCUAUGAAGAACAUGUAUGAUGAUCAAUUGCUGCUGAGACAGGUGAGGAGGGCUACAGAGAGAGAGAGGAAUCAUGAUAGUGAGGAUGAUGAUGAUGCUCCAAGAGGUACCCAGAGAAAUAGACCUGAGGAGUUAGUUGAUGAGAGUGCGUUUUUAGAUGUAGAUGAUGAGGAUAGGAGGAAGAGUGUGAAGAGGGAGAGAAUGAGUAUUAGGGGUGCACCUAAUUUGACGCAGGUCAGUACGGAUGAUGAAGAUGAAGAUGAAUAG